GAUUCGAAUGUUAUAUAGGGUUAUCUGUUAUCGCACAAUGCUUGGUUUAUUGCAAUUUUUCGCAACUCAGUGUCGUUUUAGAGAUCGGACGUGAAAGACCACAUACAGCUACUAUGACUGAGGUAUCGAAGGCUUUUGUGGCUAGCAAAAUAGUGCCUGAUGUCAUCCCCAGUGCACCAUCUAUAUUAGUCAAGCUGAGCUACCCAAGCGGCGCCGUGGCUUCUCUGGGCAACGAGCUGACUCCCACUCAAGUGAAGGACCAACCCUCAGUCACCUAUGAUGCUGAUCCCAACUCGUACUACACUCUAGUUUUUACUGACCCAGACAACUACGACGGCCCAAAGAAAUUAUACCGCGAAUGGCAUCACUGGUUGGUAGUGAACAUCCCGGGUAACAACGUAUCUGAUGGCGAGACUCUGUCAGGGUACAUCGGGUCUGGACCCCCUGAAGGCACUGGCAUACAUAGAUACGUCUACAUUCUCUAUAAACAACCCGGGAAGCUGUCGUUUGAUGAGCGGAGACUUACUAACAGAUCAAUCGAAGGACGAGCUGCCUUCUCCACCAACGAAUUCGCCAAGAAGCAUAACCUUGGAGCACCUGUCGGAGGAAACUUCUACAGAGCCCAAUUUGACUCCUUCGUUCCACUUUUGUACAAGAGUUUAGGAGCAUAGUUUAUAAGUACUGUUAUUUCAUUUAAACAUUGAUUUGUUAGUAAUUUUGUCAUGUUUGUAAAUAAAAGGUUUGAACACCA
Molecule: messenger RNA, 751 nt
Organism: Amyelois transitella
Lineage: Eukaryota; Metazoa; Arthropoda; Insecta; Lepidoptera; Pyralidae
Product: protein D3
Exons: 5
Coding region: 114-671 (185 amino acids)
Source: RefSeq, a predicted model, not a curated record